CCCCCAACGACACCAUCAGCGCCCUCCUCUCCACCCCGACCGCGCUCUACACCACGGCCUCCAUGGGCGGCACCUCGCUCAAACCGCCCGGACGCAUUUCCUCCUGCGCACAUUAUAGUGCGUCCAUUGCGUCCAUCCACGCCCGCCGCGUCGUCACAUCACCCCCGGGUGGUCACAUCACCAAUCGGAGCGACGGACAAACUCCGAAGUGGGCCCCAAUUACCACUGAUGGCUGGCUGACCAGAUGGUAUCGUUCCGCGGCACCGAACGCGUUGGUGUAUGCUGCCACUGAGAUAACGCCGGUGAGAAAGAAAGACAAAGUGGCGUACGUCCCAUCUGGAAAACAAGUCACGCUAUCGGCGGGUGACCUGUGAUUGGAGGACAGGCAAGGAAAACCGCUCUUUGCCGUCUUUCACGGCCAGAUGGCACGGGAUUAUCUGGACCAAAGUCAAAACCCUUCACAACGCUCAGCAACUCCGUCCGUCAAGGGUGAGCAUUUCGGGCUCACCCCUGAGCAGGAUGCAGUUGUGACGCAGACUCUCUGGCGCCUGUAUCAGGACCGCUCCGACAUACCAGCAAGGGCAAAAUCGUCUAACGUUCGAUACGACGGCACCACCGAUACUACCAUCUUCAAUGCCGGUAUACAUAUCCCGCACGGUUCCGUGGCACAGAUCCCCGUGCCGACGAAGGAGACUAGGGACCACGAGAAGGCUUGGGCUGAAAUCGUGAACGUCUUCCAGGAGACUGGGGCAUCGUCGAAGCUCUGCGAUGUUAAAGAUUUCUUGGAGGGCACUGACUGGCGUUCCAUCCUCUCCAGCACUAUCCCCGCCGAACUCCUACACUACAUUGGAGGCGACCCGACAAAGCCAGAGGACCUGGUGAUGCCCGGAUGUUUCUGCGCCGUGAAUUUCAACAACGUUUGUCGCACCCAUUUCGACACGCAGAAUCACGAUUGGUGUCUGAUGACGGCGCAUGGAUGGUUCCUUCGCGGGGAGUUGAUUCUUCAAAUGGACAACGGUACGGAGUAUUUGGGGCCGAUCUGGCCAGGCGACACCGUAGCCGGCUUGAUGCACUGUAUUCGGCACAGGAGCUCAGCAUUUGAGGGGAAAUUCCGUGGAACUGUCGUUUGGACGGUGAAGAAACAACUACGCGACUUGAGGAACAAGCAUCCCCUGCCCCCGUUGGGAGUGGCCCCGUGCUCCCAACGACCUCUACCUCUGGGCCGGCAAUGUGGAAAGGCGAGCCGUGGCCAAAGGUGGAUGAAGAACACCUCGUCUUCCUUGAACGCGUAAUCGGCAGCACGAAU
Molecule: messenger RNA, 1306 nt
Organism: Fimicolochytrium jonesii
Lineage: Eukaryota; Fungi; Chytridiomycota; Chytridiomycetes; Spizellomycetales; Powellomycetaceae
Exons: 1
Coding region: 423-1292 (289 amino acids)
Source: RefSeq, a predicted model, not a curated record